This is a messenger RNA of Cadophora gregata, 2780 nucleotides long. RefSeq lists its product as uncharacterized. Gene Ontology annotation, biological process: positive regulation of transcription from RNA polymerase II promoter by galactose; DNA-templated transcription. Gene Ontology annotation, cellular component: nucleus. The transcript has 8 exons. The coding region runs from base 1033 to 2622 and encodes 529 amino acids. NCBI's taxonomy places the organism in Eukaryota, Fungi, Ascomycota, Leotiomycetes, Helotiales, Ploettnerulaceae. The record is from RefSeq and is a predicted model, not a curated record. Gene Ontology annotation, molecular function: RNA polymerase II cis-regulatory region sequence-specific DNA binding; zinc ion binding; DNA-binding transcription factor activity, RNA polymerase II-specific.
CUGUCCUGUCCUGCCCGGAGCCCAAGGAAUUGGAACGUGGGUACCCAGCAAGCCACCACCACCACCACAGCAUACUUUGCAAGACUGCAAGCCUGUGGCAUCGCCCAGCCCCCUUGGUAGCAAUACUGUAUGAACUCUCGCCCCGUUUCAACGACCCGCUGCUGGCUGGUUUCGUGCUCCUCCCUCCUUAUCCUUUUCCCUCUCUACCUACCUACCUAAAUUACCUCCCCUACCUACCUGCCAAUUAUACCUAAGGUACCUACUUCCAAGUUGACCUGAGUCAGGCAGAUAACGUGACCUGGGACAACAAGAAGAAAAAUUAUGGAUACGCCUGCGCCUGCAUCUGCAUCGUUUGUCAGUCGGGCUAGCAUCCAGACCGCCGUGCAGAGUUCACGCUCCUCGUCCUCUUCCAUUGGGAAGCACAAGCGUCUGCGAGCUGCCAGAGCUUGUGAUCGGUGUAGGACGAAGAAGUAUCGCUGCGAUGAGUCGACGCCGUGCUGUCACUGUAGAAGUAUGAGCUACCUGUUACCUGCUACCUAUCUCAGAGUGCUGUCAAGAAAUAUGUGACUUAUUGAUGUGUGUGUAGAACAUGCCUUGAAUUGUACCUACUCCGGUGGCCAGAUCGUCAGGAUAGACGGCCAGCCCGGGGAUGCGAGGUUGGUCCUUCGUUGUCCUGUCUAGAGUAGACAGAGACACUUUGUCCUUUCCGUUGUAAGGUAACUAAUACAGCUGUCUAGCUAUCUCCGUAGCCUCCAAAGACUGGUCGACGAGUUGACGUCUCGAAUACAUCCUUCUAAUGGCGAUACAACAAUCGCCAGGUUGGGCGACGGCCAUUUUGGCCUGGACACCCUCACGCCCGCCACAUCCCCAGAGAUUUUACACCCAUCACCCAGAUCACCAAGCGCCCAUCCUGAAGGUCCGCUCAGUGCUUCAACUACAGCCACUGCCGGUGCAUAUGUAGUUGUCGAAGGCGAAGGCAGCGAAAUCAACAACUACACCCAAGGCAUCGAAUUCCACGGCAGCACAUCCUCCAUGGCCUUCCUACGCUGUCUCCACCGCCGGUCUCAACGCCAACCCACUCUUGAAGCUCUCCAAGACCCUUCUACAGCCAGUAUCAACGAUCCCAAAGGCAGCAACGGCACCUCAUUCAUCUCCGCACUCCACAACCCGGGCUUCUCCAGCCAAAGUCCCGUCUCUCCAGAAGACACCGCACCACGAGACCGACCGCUCCUGUCACGGCACACGCAUAUUUUCAUCCAGGGGUACUUCGAGAGCCUGCACGUCGUCACGCCCGUGAUUGAUAAAGAGGAUUUCUACAUGCGCGCGCAGAGCCUCUGGCGAGAUGGGGACAGUAGUGUGGAAGAGGACUCGAGUUUCAUGGCGCUGUAUUUUGCGGUGCAGGCGCUGGGGGCGCUGGUGCGUGUUUGGGAUGAGGAUCUGCUGGAUGGGAUGGGGAGGUUUGAGUGGAGUCGGAAACUGUUUGGGGAGGCGCAGAGGUAUUUGAAUGUGCGGCAGUUUUCGAAUGAUUUGGAUACGGUGCGGUGUUUGUUGUUGAUGGCCAAGAUAUGCCAGAAUGAGCUGUCGCCACACAUGGCAUAUAUGUACAUGGGGCAAGCUAUCCGGACUUGUCUAGCCGCAGGUUACAAUCGUGAAUCGCCAGGACAAUCUGAGAAGCAAGCAGGAUUUAUAUCUAGGACAUGGUGGGGUCUCUUUGCUAUGGACAUUGAAAUGAGCCUUUCUCUCGGACGGCCAGACACACUCGGUCUGGAUGCAUAUCACAACAGACGCUUGCCACCAAGAGACUCAUCAGAAGUUGCAAUCAUCCCAUGUAUGGUCGAAUUCGGCAGAAUCAUGCGCAGAGUAGCUGUAGAGGUGUACCACUCCCCUCAGCCUCUGCAGCGCAAAUACGAAGAUGCCACUAGAAUCGAGCAAGACAUGAAUCAAUGGGUGUGUACACUACCUGAUAACAUCCGACCGGAUCUAUCAAGGACAGAAGCUUUUGUAGGGGGCUUGAAGGAGCCAAAUUGGUCAAGACGGCAGAGACUUGUUCUUGCUAUUCGCUACCAUAACGUCAGGAUGCUUCUAUUUCGGCCGUUCCUGGUUCAUUCAGGGAACGCUGGGUCCAAGACUCCGAUUGAAGCCAGAGAUGGGAUCCUGAAAUGUAUCGACUCGGCACAAGCGACGAUCCAAACCAUCCACAACGUAUUCAUGGUACAGACAUUCUUCCGCUCCUGGUGGUGGAACACAACCUACAUCAUGUUCGCCGCAACACUUCUCCUCCUCCUCGCCAACACAACAGCCGCAUCGCCCCAACGAGACGCCCUCCUCAGCUCCGUCGAAAUGGCAGUGAACCUCCUCGAGGCCAUGGACGAAUCGGUCGUAGCAAGACGAUCAGCUGAGAUUAUCGCGAGCCAUUUGAGACUUGUUCGUGAGGCGGUUGCUGAUGCGUUGGUUUCGGCUCCGGCUAUCAAUACUAGCAAUAAUAAUAACAAUCUGGCCAAUGCGCCGCUUCCUGCUCAGGGAUUUCUACCUGAUUACGACCUUUCGUUUUUCGAUGGGAUGAAUAAUCUGUUUGAGGAUUUGGAAGGGUGGUCUAGUGAAUUCUAUGCUUGUCAAGGGUAGUAGAGUGGAAAAUAGCAAAACCAGUCAAACUGUUUGUAGGAUAUGGAAUUCUCGGCCGCUUGGUCUCAAAAUCCGACACUUCGCUCAUGUCAUGUGAAAAUGAAACUCGUCUAUCGCGUUGCCAACAUAGUACUGGAUCCUGUAUCUUGGACUGGCUG